Molecule: messenger RNA, 4034 nt
Organism: Physcomitrium patens
Lineage: Eukaryota; Viridiplantae; Streptophyta; Bryopsida; Funariales; Funariaceae
Product: putative receptor-like protein kinase At1g80870
Biological process (GO): protein phosphorylation
Molecular function (GO): ATP binding; protein kinase activity
Source: RefSeq, a predicted model, not a curated record
CUCCUCUGCAACUUCGGCAGUCAGCCCCAAGAUCCGCGACUUGUCGUCGCAGUGUUCCUGCCCUUUCGCGGUGAAGGACUGGCCUGCUGCUGCUGCAAUUACGCUGCGCUGGAGCUCGUCCUGGGAUCUCAAUUGAAGCCUAGAUGGUGGUGGUGGUGGUGAGGAUGUGCCUCGAGUUCUCUUGUGUGAUCCAUGCGGUUUUGCUCGUUCGUAAGGUGUUGGAGUGCGCGGGUGUGCCCCUGCACCACUUGCGGGGAGGAGAGAAGAGGCGGACCUGCGGGAGAUUGACGCCGUUUCGUCGGGCUUCUUGCAGCGUGAUUCCGUGCUGCAGGCUUGAAGACUUCUGCUCGUGCCUAUUGCAGCUGGCUUAGAGCAUUCUCGGAGGUGCAACCUAAUGCGUCAUGUUGGAGCAUGAUGUGAAGGUCAGUACUCAGAGGGAUCCAAGAAUAUGGGCUUGACGGUGCUGCAUGUUAAGCGUCAAUAUGGAGAGUCGAAUUUUGAUGGUGAAAAACAAUUCAGAGAAGACUCGGUUCGGAUUCGAAUCGAAAGGUGAUUAUUGCUGAAGAAUGUUACUUAAGAUGCAGCUGUAAGAGAGUCUAACCCUGGAAGACAAACACAAGAAUAGAGAACCUCAUGGAAUUCGCAACAUCGGGGUUUUUCAUCUGAACUAUAGCUAUCCUUGUAAACUUGAAGCAAUUGGACCUUUCACCGAAAAUUGAGUUUUGCAUCUGUAGGGCAGUGUAUCUCCUCACGAGAAAGAAACAACAGAAUGACUCAGGAUGCCAGUAAUUAAUUCUGGGUGAAAAGGUUUGAGAUUGAGACAGUCGAUGCAGGUUCCAAAAUCGGAUCUUCAUGGAAGGUUAGUUACUCAGAGAGCUUCUUAUCGGGUCCUCCUAAAGUAUAGAAAUACUUAUUGUUCCACAUAGCGGCAUGCCUCAUUUCAAACCAGAGACACAAGAGCGUUGAUCUUAAUGGUGCUUUGACAACGGUCCGAGGCCAACCUCAUUACAGCAUGAGUUAAUUUAUUGAGAAACUCACCGUUCUUCAGUAUCUAGCUCAGCAGUUAACCAUGGCUGUUCAAGAGCACUAAUUUGGGUGGAAAUGGCUCCGAGGCGAGUCUUGCAGGCCAAUGUGCCUCCUGCAUACUCGCCUCUUGGCUCACCUUCAAAUAAUGUGGGGUACUCUAACCACCAUCUUGCACUGGGUCUCGGUCUUGGAUGCAGCUUGGCUGUGGUUGUUGUGGCGUUCUUCGCUGCUUUGUUUAUUUAUCGUCGGCUGAAAACCAGCAGGAGAAGCCCAUAUGACCGUUAUACCUCUAAAACACUUCAGAAGUUUUCAUAUAGGCAACUCAAGAAAGCGACUGCAAGUCUUUCAGAAGCUCAGAAAAUUGGCCAAGGGGGGUUCGGGGCAGUCUACAAGGGUCAGCUCCGUAACGGGACCGAAAUCGCAGUGAAGAGAAUUGAUGUUUCCUCUGUUCAAGGUGAGGUUGCCUUCCAAAAUGAGGUCUUACUUGUUGGCCGAAUCAACUCUCCGCACGUUGUCCGGCUCCUAGGAUUUUGUGCACAAGGUCCACGGCGCCUGCUCGUGUAUGAGUUUAUGGAGAAUCGAAACUUACAGGAGGCCCUCUUUGAUGAAGUUUACGCUGUACCAUUAAGUUGGGCAAUGCGUUUCCGCAUCAUUCUCAACGUCGCCGAAGCGUUAGCCUUUUUGCAUUUCAAGUGUGACCCUCCGAUCAUCCACGGUGAUGUCAAGCCCAGCAACGUGUUGUUAGACGCCAACUACCACGCCAAACUUGCAGAUUUUGGUCUUGCUCGAGUGAAGACUGAAGAAAGCAUCCUUGAGGUCCAAACCCUUGAAGCGCAAAGAGAAGCCAUUGAGAAGGAGAGGAUGAGGUAUGAAAGGAUAGUACGAGAUCGGAUCAAGCGUCGAAAACGAAGAGAGGAAGCUGAGAGGAAGAAUAUGGAUGACGCUAGACUGGGCAACUCCUUGAAGGGAGAGUCCGUGGAAUCGUUUGCAUUCGACCCCAAUCCUCAGGGGGAUCGGAAAAGCUCGGCUUCUUUGUACGAUGGUCUGUCGACUGAGGAAGAAACGAGUGGCUUAACUUUGGAGUCUCCCUGCUCAAAGGUAGGGAAUACUACACCUACCAGCAUUGUAAGGAACUCCAAUUGUGAGUGCAUCCCACGUGCACCCGUAAAAAGUGAUAGGGUUGGCGGUGUUGCACCAGAAUCGCCAGUUUCCAAGGAAAUUAAAUCAGAUGUGGAAGGGGAAAAUUUCUUAAGUGCAGAAGAAGGAGAGACCGAUGCAGACAAGAGUGUGAUUCUAAGUAUGGACGGGACUGGGGAGGAAGGGUGGAGUACCGUGAGUCCCUCGCAACCUGAUAUGGAAUUCAGCUCUGAGACUGUGGACAUCCUGAAGAAGAGAGGAGUGAAGGGGAGUGGACUGGGGUCGUGGAGUCGGGACUGGUGGUGGAAACAGGAGAAGGGCGAUGGAAAUGGUAGCCAACAUUCUCAAGACUUAGAUACGAAGAGCACUAGAAACACAGAAGAGCUCCAACGAAGCGGAGAGCUUCUCACUGAGGGCGAAACACGACGAACCAAGAGCCGCACCGAUUUUCGAAGGCAGCGGUCGAGAAGUUCCGGUUGGAUAGGCGCCAUCGUAGGCGAGUUGAGCAAGGAAACGAAGAAGAAGACCCCUGCCAAUCACGACAAGCUGAAAGGACGAGAAUGGUGGCGUGAGGAGUAUUGCGAUGAACUUAGCAACAAGAGCCGGGAAUUUAAGAAAGGGUCGACCACGAGACUGGAUCGUAAUCGUGGCAGCCGGAGGCACAAAAAAGAUGAUUACACAAACUGGAUACGGGACUUCAGUCAAGAGUUUAGUGCAGAAUUAGGACACAGCAAAACUCUGGAUAUCAGGAGAGAGAGUCGAAAGUCGAGAUCAAGACGAGAGGAAUUCUGGAGUGGCGACUCAAAUCGAAGGAUCAGCAGUACUCCAAGUAUGCGUGGAACCGUCUGCUAUGUCGCACCUGAAUCUGGCGGAAUGGGAUCAAACUCAGAGAAAAGUGAUGUCUACAGCUUCGGUGUUCUAUUAUUGGUAGUGGUAUCUGGACGCCGGCCGUUGCAAGUCAAUGCAUCCCCGAUGACUGACUUCGAGAGAGCGAAUCUCAUUUCAUGGGCACGAUUGAUGGCCCGCAAUGGGAAUGUGCUGGACUUAGUUGACUCAAAUCUUCAAUCGGCGUACUCUGAGGAUCAAGCUGUAUUGUGCAUCACCGUCGCGCUUCUCUGUCUGCAAAGGUUACCCAUCGCUCGUCCAAGUAUGAGUGACGUCGUGAAGAUCCUUAAUGGAGAGCUUGAACUACCUGACCUGCCUUACGAGUUUUCGCCAUCUCCACCAGGGUUUAAAUCACGCCGAAAGCCCUCAGCUGAUGAAAAUGAUCUUGAACAGACCCCCGUGACUAUCUAAAACUCAGGCCUGUUGCUUUCGGCUGCGAAAGGUUUCCUGGUCAGGAUCGAAGACCAAGGUCACAAGCAUGAAAGUGGGUUCAAUUGAAACAACAGGAGAUGUUUUGGUGGUGAUCUAUGUACAAGGUGACCUUGGAACACACUAUAUCAUGUACUGCUUCAUUGCACUUCUGACCAGCAGAAAUCGUACUUUGUGCAAUACUGAACAUUGCACAUUGCAUGAGAGAAAUGUCGGUGAAGUUUCUCCUGUCGUGCAUUCGUUUGCUGUGUUUGCCCUCACUUUGGAAUUUCAUCACCUGUUUUAUAAUAUUUUCUGAUGUUGACGAGCGAUGUAGACACCGCAGAUGGUAACCGACUCUCAGAAUUGGCAUGGGAAAGGAGGAGCUGGGAGGUUGGAUGAGCGAAAUCUUGAACAGUAGCUCAUGAGCCCAACUGUAGGAGUCCUCUUUGUGCAAAACACAACCACUUGCGCUAAAGUAGAUUCUCUCGUGGACUUUGUUACGUUCUCCCAAAAGUUAUUUGAGACUCGGAAUGCUUCCGAUCGAAGUCAAUUUACUUCAAAAUUGUUCCUGAUGA